Molecule: messenger RNA, 1656 nt
Organism: Corapipo altera (White-ruffed manakin)
Lineage: Eukaryota; Metazoa; Chordata; Aves; Passeriformes; Pipridae
Product: maestro heat-like repeat-containing protein family member 7
Exons: 12
Cellular component (GO): cytoplasm
Source: RefSeq, a predicted model, not a curated record
GUGCCGGCCAUAGUCAGGUGCAUCCACCAGUGGCUCACAUCCAAUGUGUCUGCUGAGAACAGGCUGGACAAGACUCUUGUCCUGCUGACCGAGGCACACCCCAUGGAUGUUGCAGUGACCCUGCUGCGCUCUGCCUCAGCCUGUGACAGAGCUGCUCGCACCAUGUGGAAGACGCUCGUCUCCUCCAGAUGGACGAAGGAGCCGGUGCUGCAGAUCCUCUUCCGUGUGCUGGAAUACUGGCCAGCGCACAGGAGACGCACCUCUGAUGGGGAUGAGAGGGAUGUCUUUGCCCUGGCUGCAACUGUGGCACUCUGGGAGAUCCUCCAGCUGUCCUGGUGCCCAGGAGCAGUGAAGGACAAUUUCCCCCGCCUCCUUCUGACUCUGCUCUUCCAAGUUUUCAUCAGCACAGAGGAGAUGUCAGAGGAGGUCGAGACCUUCUGGAGGCGAUGCCGGGAGCAGCGCAGCCUUCCCCCCAACCCCAACAGGUUUGCAGUGCAGACCGUUAAAGCCCUGCUGCGCCAGCUGCUGGAUGAGGACGUGCUGAUGGUCAUCGGCCGCAAGGGUGGCUGGGACAUGCUCCUCAAGGCUGACAGCCACCACUAUGCAGUGGGUCUGCUGGCCAGGGAGCUGUGCCGUGUCUCCCGCUCCUUCUGCCGCAGCAUCGCCGUCAGCCUGCUCCCGCGGCUCAGCAGGGAAGAGCCCCUGUGGGAACUGCCUGCCCUGGCGUUCCUGGUGGAGGUCCUGCACUGCCUCAACCCCAGACAAUGUGGGCCCAGCGUCCUGCAGAUAAUUUCAAGGCGCCUGCGCAGCCAUUGCCCGGAGAGGUGUCGCCUGGCGCUCCGAGGCCUGCUGGUGAUCAGCAAGGCUCCCGCAAUGGCUAAGAGCAUCUGGAGCCUGAAUGAAAGCCUCCUGGAACUACUGCAGGAUGCAGACAGAGACGCGGUUCAGAUGACUCUCUCUGCGUUCAUCAACGUGCUGGGCUUGAAAAUCAUUCAAAUAUCCAACCCCACUGCCCUGAAGUUGCUUGAGGCGCUGCGACCACUCUUUGACAACGAGCACAGCCAGCUGCAGCAGCUCUCCAUGCUCCUCUUCCGGGAGGUGCUGGAAGCGACAGAGAGGAGCAAGAGCCUAAAGCCACCUGUGUACCUGAGGCUGGUGCCACUCUACUUCAACUGGCAGGAUGAGAACCAGCGUGUGGCAGAGGCCUCUCGGAGAGCACUGUUUGGUGCAGCCAGGUUCCUGAAGUGGAGGGACCUUGAGCACUUGGUGACCACGGAGCAGCCGUGGAGGUUUCCCGAGUGCCUGCUGGAAAAGGACAGGAGCCGAGUGGGCCAGUACGUGCGCCAGGCCCUGCCGUACCUGGAGAGCCCAGAGGAGCCCCUGCGAAAGCUGGCCAUCAAGUUUCUGGGGAUCGCUGCCAGGUCCAUGAAGCAGGAGCAGCCAGAGAUGCAGCUCAUCUGCCAGGCCCUUCAAAACAUAACUGAUGACAGCCCUGCUGUCUCAAACCUGGCACGUGAAACGCUCCACAUCAUCAGAGCUGUACGGAGAACUCCCUUCUUCCCAUUCUGGUAGUCUCCGUUCCUGCCUCUUCCAGCCCGUAGAGGCGUGACAGAUGGCAUCAGACUCGCCAUGGCAGGCCUGGCAAUUCAAUACUGC